Molecule: messenger RNA, 2109 nt
Organism: Platichthys flesus (European flounder)
Lineage: Eukaryota; Metazoa; Chordata; Actinopteri; Pleuronectiformes; Pleuronectidae
Gene: olfm2a
Product: olfactomedin 2a
Exons: 6
Coding region: 461-1825 (454 amino acids)
Biological process (GO): signal transduction
Source: RefSeq, a predicted model, not a curated record
GCACAGCAGUGCUGCUCCUAGCGUCCGCGACCUGACAGCACAGCAGUCACCUUCCAACCUCUGCGCCUCUCUCCUCCGCUUCAGUCGCAGUUAUUUUCUUUUUUGUCGGUCGGAGAGGAGAGGGGAAGGGGGGGUGGGGCGGAGAACCAGCAUCCGAGGAGUUUUCGCAACACCGGUUGUUGGAUUGGAGCGUUUUGGGGUUUGGGCUAUAUACAAACAAACCCACUAGAGAGAGUCUGUGUACGCGGUCGCGUCUCCGAUUCACAGAGGUUCUGCCGUGCGUCCCGGGGAUGAGGUUGGUGGCGCGCAACCGACACAGCGUUGACGGGAUCCCGGUGUGUCUGAAGAAACCGCCCCAGUGAGGGACGAGGACGUGGGGAGUGUGAGAGAGAGAGGGAUAGAGCGAGAGAGAGCCGCGGGGAACCGGUGUCGGCCGCGGGACGCUAUCAUUCCGGCCAGGAUGCAUCUCUUCAGUGCCAUGUUCCUACUCGUGAUGUUGGCCGCCGUGCCCUGCGAGGCUCUGUACCCGAGCCCGGAGGAGGGCUGGCAGAUCUACAGCUCGGCACAGGACGCAGAUGGGAAGUGUGUCUGCACCGUGGUCGCACCGGCCCAGAACAUGUGUAACCGGGACCCACGCAGCAGACAGCUUCGUCAGCUGAUGGAGAAGGUUCAGAACAUCAGCCAGUCAAUGGAGGUGCUGGACCUGCGGACAUACAGAGACCUGCAGUACGUGAGGAACACCGAGAGUCUGAUGAAGGUGGUGGACGGGAAGCUGAAGGUGGCUUCUGACAAUCCCCGCAGUCUCAAUCCAAAGGGUUUUCAGGAGUUAAAGGACAAGGUCACCCAGCUGCUCCCCUUGCUGCCAGUGCUGGAACAGUACAAGGCGGACGCCAAGAUGAUCCUGCGUCUUCGGGAGGAGGUGAGAAAUCUGUCUCUGGUGCUGAUGGCCAUCCAGGAAGAGAUGGGGGCCUACGAUUAUGAGGAGCUACGCCAUAGAGUCCUGCUGCUGGAGACCAGGCUCCACUCGUGCAUGCAGAAACUAGGCUGUGGCAAACUCACUGGCGUCAGUAAUCCCAUCACAGUACGAGCAUCGGGGUCAAGGUUUGGCUUCUGGAUGACAGACACUAUGAUCCCCAGCUCAGACAACAGAGUCUGGUCCAUGGACGGUUACUUCAAGGGACGUCGUGUCCUGGAAUACCGCACAAUGAAUGAUUUCAUGAAGGGCCAGAACUUUGUGCAGCACCUGCUGCCUCACCCCUGGGCCGGCACUGGCCACGUGGUUUACAACGGCUCGCUGUACUACAACAAGUACCAGAGCAACAUCAUCAUCAAGUACCACUUCCGCUCUCGGAGUGUGCUGGUGCAGCGCAGCCUGAGUGGGGCCGGAUAUAACAACACCUUUCCCUACUCCUGGGGUGGCUCCUCCGACAUCGACCUCAUGGCGGAUGAAAAUGGCCUGUGGGCCGUUUAUACCACCAUCCCCAACGCUGGGAACAUUGUCAUCAGCCGCCUGGAGCCGCAGAGUCUGGAAGUGCUGCAGACGUGGGACACAGGUUUUCCCAAGCGCAGUGCUGGAGAGUCCUUCAUGAUCUGCGGUACACUCUACGUCACCAACUCCCAUCUGGCUGGUGCCAAGAUCUACUUUGCCUACUACACCAACACGUCGAGCUACGAGUACACGGACAUCCCCUUCCACAAUCAAUACUCCCACAUCUCCAUGAUGGACUACAACCCCAGGGAGAGGGUCCUGUACACCUGGAACAACGGACACCAGGUGCUCUACAAUGUCACACUGUUCCAGGUUAUUAAGACUUCUGGUGACUGAGAACCCUCAGACUGACCCACUCAAAUAAUGCUGUGAUCAAUGUUCGGGAGGGCUGGGGGACACAGGUGGAGGUGGGGUACUAGCGGGUGGUGUGGGUUGAAGGGGGGGGUUCAAUGUAUGGGCAUAGAAUUGGAUUUUUUUUAAAGAAUUUCAAUCUUUAUUGAGUGCUAUUAUUCACAUUCUCAUAAACCAUUCCGACAGCAAGGUCCGUAAACAUACAAAGACUGAGCGCUUCUCUUUUUGUUUUGGUUCUGUGGUGAGUAAGCAUGGUUCUUUUUAUUUGU